Molecule: messenger RNA, 1752 nt
Organism: Eruca vesicaria subsp. sativa (arugula)
Lineage: Eukaryota; Viridiplantae; Streptophyta; Magnoliopsida; Brassicales; Brassicaceae
Source: the annotation of a GenBank genome assembly
AAGAACUACUUUCUCUCUUCAUCGAUAAGAUUAGAAACUUUUCUUUAAGAGUUAUGGUGGGGUCCAUCUGCGAAUCUGUACCGACGGCGAACUCUUCUACGGUGGUGAACUCUAUUCCUCCGUUUCUGAGCAAGACAUACGAUAUGGUUGACGAUCCAUUGACCGACGAGGUGGUCUCUUGGAGCAGUGGAGACAAGAGCUUCGUUGUCUGGAACGUGCCUGAGUUUGCUAGACUGUUUCUACCAAAGUACUUCAAGCAUAAUAAUUUCUCCAGCUUUGUCAGGCAGCUCAAUACUUAUGGUUUCAGAAAAGUUGAUCCAGAUCGCUGGGAAUUUGCAAAUGAAGGAUUUGUAAGAGGCCAAAAACAGUUACUAAAGAGUAUUGUCCGGAGAAAGCCUUCUCAGGUGCAGCCUUCACAACAACCUCAAGUUCAGCACUCAUCUGUUGGUGCCUGCGUAGAAGUGGGGAAGUUUGGACUAGAAGAAGAAGUGGAAAGACUCCAGCGUGAUAAGAACGUCCUUACCCAAGAACUUGUGAGGUUAAGGCAGCAACAGCAAGUCACUGAACAUCAUCUGCAAAACGUGGGGCAGAAAGUUCAUGUGAUGGAGCAGAGGCAGCAGCAAAUGAUGUCGUUUCUAGCAAAGGCUGUUCAGAGUCCAGGUUUCUUGAACCAGUUUUCACAGCAGAACAAUGAGGGGAACAACCAACACAUUUCUUCCGAGAGUAACAAAAAAAGGAGGCUACCUGUUGAGGACCACAAGUAUCCUGGAAGUGGAAGUUAUGGAGCUAAUGGUCUUAGCCGCCAGAUUGUUAGAUACCAAUCAUCGAUGAACGAAGCAGCAGAUACUAUGCUUGAACAGAUACACAAUAUGAGUAACCCACAUAGCCACCAAGAACCCCUCUCCCAUGGUAGCAGCUUUCUUUUGGGCGAUGUUCCUAACAUUUCAGACAAUGGGAGCUCCACAAAUGGAGCAUCUGGAGUUACAUUGGCAGAUGUUUCAUCUACUCCUCCCAUUAAUUAUCACGUCCCUUGUGAAACAAACCAAAUCCUGGAGGGUAAUUUGCCGUUUGCUCAAGGUGAUAUCUUAGCUCCGAGCCAAGAAGCAGCUUAUGGGAGCUCAAAUUCUAAUCUAGUUGGAUGCGAGACAGAUAAUGGAGAGUGUUUGGAUCCAAUAAUGGCUGUUCUGGCUGGCUCAAUGGCACUAGACUCCAAUGCAGUGAAUGAGUUGCUUCCUGGAGUUCAAGAUCCAUUGUGGGAACAGUUCUUUGGUGAGAGACCAGUGAUUGGUGACACAGAGGAGCUAGUCUCAGGGUCAGUGGACAAUGAGUUGAUAAUGGAGCAGCUAGGAUUACAAUGUAAUCUGAGGAAUGUGUUGAGCAACAAUCAACAAAUGAACCAUCUUACUGAACAAAUGGGAUUUCUCACACCAGAUGCGCUCAGGAAGUGAUAAUCAGAUGUAGAAGAUGGGUUAAGGACCAAGGUUUUCUGGAGCUGCAGCAACAAAACGAUAAUGGCAAAAAGAGGUGUUAUGUAUGUAUCAUAUAUGUAUCAAACUUGUGUUACUCUCAUUCUUGUCAUCAUUGUGUAAUAAAGUAAUAAAAUUAUAGCCUUUAAGAUUUAUGCAUUAAACUUGGAAAGAAAUCACUACUUGUUAAUAGUAGCACAAUACGAACAUUUGUAAUAUUCAUUAUACAACAACAAAAAAACAGUUGUAUUGAUUUACUUCAUAAUACAAAAUAAAACAAUAUGGC